UUUCCCUUCUCAAAUCAUCAUCAUCAAAAAAUUUAUACAUAGAAAUUUCUGAUCUCAGAUUUCUUCCAAUUCUCAGAUUUCAGAAAACCCUACAGGGCCAAUCAGAAACCCUAGAUUUAUCAUCUCCCAAUUUUGGAAGAAGAAAGGGAGAAUUUUGCUCGUGACCCACUUUCUGUUUCAGUGUAAUAUAACCGAAAUUCAGUUGAUUUGGACGCAACUCCUCCAUUUCCGUGCCUUGAUUUCUCAGGAAACGCAAGUUCCAUGUCGGUUUGAUUUCACCAUUUUUGGAAUACCCAGAAAGAGGAAUCAUCUGUAUUCGCUUCCCUUUGUGUUGUUGAGUUGAAGUGAGAGUGGCAUUGGCGAGUGCAAUCGAAUUGGUGAAGUGGGUCUUCGUUGAAAUGCGUAUUUGGGGAAUUGAAGGGGGUGGUGAAGAAGAAUGAGAGGUGCAUAUGAAGGUUUUGUUGAGAUAUAAUGUCUGGAGGUGGAGGUCAAUUGAGUAUUGGGAUUCGUUCUGGGAGUUAUGGGUCUUUGGAUAAACAGUUUCAGAACGGAGCAUCGCCUAUUCAACCAUCAGGAACUGGACGCAAGCCUUCCAAGAUGCUUAAGGAGAAGGAGAAGGAGAGGUUGUUCCUUUGGAUCUGCAAAUUUGCUGGCCGGAAGAAGGUUGGAAUGCUCUUCCUCUGUCUCAUCUCCGCCGCGGUUUUCAUCUGGGUUUUGUAUGUUGGAAAAGGUGAAGAUUCUCAGGAUGGAAACACGGUGCAGAGCAUUAAUGUUAACGACAGUGUGUCCAUGAGUAAUUCUCCACCUGAGAUCUCUGCAGCAAAGGCAAUGGGCUUGACUACGAAUUUGGCAUUAUCCCCUCCACCCCCUGACUAUUUUCUGGGCUACCAUCUUCCUAUUGGGCAUCCUUGUAAUAGCUUCACACUCCCUCCUCCACCAGCUGAUAAAAAGCGUACUGGGCCACGUCCAUGCCCUGUAUGUUACCUUCCUGUGGAAGAAGCCAUUGCUCUGAUGCCAGCACUGCCCUCACCUUCUCCAGUUCUUAAGAAUUUAACAUAUAUCUAUGAAGAAAAUUUAAGUAGAGAUGGAGAAUUUGGUGGUUCAGACUUUGGUGGAUAUCCUACUUUGAAGCAGAGAAAUGAUUCUUUUGAUAUACGAGAAUCAAUGAGUGUGCAUUGUGGAUUCAUAAGAGGAAUAAAACCUGGCCACAACACAGGAUUUGACAUUGAUGAAGCUGAUCUUCAUGAAAUGGAGCAGUGUGAUGGAGUGGUUGUUGCAUCUGCCAUAUUUGGAAAUUUUGAUGAGAUAAAUGACCCGAAAAACGUAAGUGAUCAUUCGAGGAUGACCGUAUGCUUCCUCAUGUUUGUUGAUGAAGUAACUGAAAAAUAUCUGAGGAGUUCUCGCAAGCUGGCAAUCAACAAGAAGGUUGGCUUGUGGAGAAUUAUUGUUGCUCGUAAUCUUCCUUACAUGGAUGCAAGACGGAGUGGGAAGAUUCCAAAACUUUUGUUGCAUAGAAUGAUUCCAAAUGCUCGCUAUUCUAUAUGGCUUGAUGGAAAGCUUGAGCUUGUUGUGGAUCCAUAUCAAAUUCUUGAAAGGUUUUUGUGGAGGAAGAAUGCAACUUUUGCAAUAUCAAAGCAUUAUAGACGCUUUGAUGUAUUUGUUGAGGCCGAGGCAAAUAAAGCUGCUGGAAAGUAUGAUAAUGCCUCUAUUGAUUCUCAGAUUGAGUUUUACAAAAAGGAGGGAUUGACCCCAUAUACAGAGGCCAAGCUUCCUCUUAUAAGUGAUGUUCCUGAAGGAUGUGUAAUAGUAAGAGAGCAUGUUCCUAUUAGCAACCUCUUUACUUGUCUUUGGUUUAAUGAAGUUGACCGAUUCACUUCAAGAGAUCAGAUCAGUUUCUCAACUGUCAGGGACAAAAUGUUGUCAAGGGUAGAUUUUCAUUUGAACAUGUUCUUGGAUUGUGAAAGACGCAAUUUUGUUGUUCAGAAAUACCACAGAGAUUUGUUACUGCGUCUGGCUCCACCAGUGGCCGUUGCUCGCCUUCCCCCUUCAUCUCCGCCGCCUCCAUUGCCUGUGCUUGAAACGCCGCCUGAAAAGGUUGUAACCACAACCAUGAGAAAAGGCCCUGGAAGGCGUGGAAGAGAUAGAAAAUCUGGUUCCAAGCGCCACCGCAAAGUUGUUGCUGGAAGCAGAGACCCUGAAGCAAGUUAAAAGUUUUGUUUGGGUGAUUAAGUUGUUAUUUUUUAACAUAUAUAAAUUCCACCUACGAAAGUCAUUCAUUGCAGAGCUGGAGGGAAAAUGUGCAAGAUGAGUGUUGUAUUGUUUCCACAUAGACGCUCCCAUUCUUUUUUAUUUUGUGAAAUUGUCCAUUUUUGUUAAUUUUUUACUGUACAUAUGAUAAAAUUUUCAAUAAUUAUGAUAUGGGUUGCCACUAAAUUCCACACGUUACGUGGUAUCCCAUUUUGCUAUUCCUUGAUGAUAGACGGUGUACUUCCUCUCUGUUGUACUCCAUGAAAGGUAUCUAUUAUCUAUAUUCAUGGCAUUUAUUAAUACAAGUAAUACACGGCACUGUUUUUAGUUUCA
Molecule: messenger RNA, 2580 nt
Organism: Lotus japonicus
Lineage: Eukaryota; Viridiplantae; Streptophyta; Magnoliopsida; Fabales; Fabaceae
Product: probable hexosyltransferase MUCI70
Exons: 9
Coding region: 472-2208 (578 amino acids)
Source: RefSeq, a predicted model, not a curated record